Molecule: messenger RNA, 1255 nt
Organism: Tuber melanosporum (Perigord truffle)
Lineage: Eukaryota; Fungi; Ascomycota; Pezizomycetes; Pezizales; Tuberaceae
Exons: 2
Coding region: 132-1010 (292 amino acids)
Source: RefSeq, a predicted model, not a curated record
GACUGGAAAGUUUUACGUUCCUUACAACUGGCUUGUCUUCAUUCUUUUUUUCACUUUUUUUCACUGCUGAAUUAGUCGACCCCCAACAUUCCUCGCGCAUAUUCCGUACGGGUACGGUUCGAUAUUUUGCGAUGCGAAAAUCACUCAUCUCCGCCUUUCUCUUCCUCACUCUCGCUCGGGCCAGGGUUAGCUUCAAUACAACGGUUAAGGGUUUCGACUACGACGGUAUUGUUCCAGCCACUGGUCUGAGUGAAUCCUGCGCAGAGGCGUAUGCUGCACGAGUCUCCUGCACAGAUCACCUCUUCAAGCUGAGAGACUUGGAGAAGGGCAGCAAGCUAUUCCGCACUAAAGAACUCGCCCAAUUUUGCACUCAGGAUUGUGUGGAUAGUUUGAAUGAGUGGGACACAAAUCUCCAAGGCAGCUGUGAUGAUAGGGACAAGAAUUUUGCGAAUAGUCUUGGGUCGGGAGUUUACUUGGGGAUGGCGUUGAAGGAUAAGCAUUCUGUCCAGGAGAACCUCUAUUGGUCCUUUUGUUUGAAGGACGAGAAAUCGGGAGAAAAGAACGACUUCUGCCUUGCCAAAAGCGAUGACCUACCCGCCUGGCCCUCAAACACUGCCGGGAACGCUUCCGAUACGGCUCUUAUCUCGGAUUUCUGCAAGAGCAGCUGUAGGACUCAGCAAUCAUACCUCAUGCAUAGAUCCGCCAAGCACCUCGGAUUCUCCGCUAUUGAUCUUGCAGACGCUGAGAAAAUUUGCCCUGGGCUAGACGUCUCUACCUUCCCCGUUAGCAUCGAGAUGCUCGAUGCCUUCGGGAGCUCUGCCGACCCAUCGCCCGGACGGCCGGAUGCUUCCAAACAGGCCGGCGAGGAUGCAGGGCAAAUUGAGGGGACAGAGUACGAUUGGGACUUUUACAAGAGCGAUUUCGGUUCUGGAACCGCCGCCUCUCUUCGCGUUAGCUCCGCGUUUGCCUUUUUCGUCGGAGUAACAGCCAUCAUCGCCAUAUCUUUGUAACUCUGGUUGAUCGUUUAUUUCGUCCAUGCCUUUUUUCUUUCAUCCUUAUCCUUACUUUACGUUCAAUGUAAAUCUAGAUCUAGUAUAGUUAUUUCUUUCUUCCAUUUUUUUUUUUUUUUUCCAUUUAGAGGGGGGGGGGGGACAGCGGAAUCAGGGGUUUCUGGGUUUCUGUUUUUAAAAGUGUUCAAAGUUGGAGGAAAGGUUAUCAUACUGGAAUAACCCCGGCAUUACCUUGGCUAAAGAAA